AUGGCUAGCACACAGGGUGUUAACGUCUUCCGCUACUCGGCUCUCGUGGCUGGUCUCGUUUACGGAGUCUACCACCAGUCGUCCCUCAACUCCGUGGCCAAGCGCGCCGAGGUUGAGCACGAGUACGCUCGCAAGGAGCGCCUGAUCGAGCAGGCCAAGGCCGAGUGGAAGAAGCGCAGCCAGCCCCAGGAGACCCAGACACAAGCCACUGGCCUCAUCACCGACCCCGAGAACCCCAAAUUCGAUCUCGAGGCUUUCUUGCAGGCCAAGGCUUAG
This is a messenger RNA of Penicillium verhagenii, 276 nucleotides long. RefSeq names its product ATP synthase subunit e. The transcript is spliced from 3 exons. The record is from RefSeq and is a predicted model, not a curated record. Gene Ontology annotation, biological process: proton motive force-driven ATP synthesis. NCBI's taxonomy places the organism in Eukaryota, Fungi, Ascomycota, Eurotiomycetes, Eurotiales, Aspergillaceae. Gene Ontology annotation, molecular function: proton transmembrane transporter activity. The coding region runs from base 1 to 276 and encodes 91 amino acids.